Molecule: messenger RNA, 641 nt
Organism: Magallana angulata
Lineage: Eukaryota; Metazoa; Mollusca; Bivalvia; Ostreida; Ostreidae
Product: temptin-like
Exons: 3
Coding region: 99-509 (136 amino acids)
Source: RefSeq, a predicted model, not a curated record
AAUUGUCACGAGGGAAUACGAAAGAAUUGGUCAGCAUAUAUAUAGGAAUUGUGCGUUACCUGAACUAUUCCUGUCUCAUCCAGUGAUAAAAAUUCAAAAUGAUCAAAUUAGUUAUAUGCCUGUUUGGAUUAUUAGCUGUAUCCUCUCACCCCUAUUACAGGGACGCUAUCCCCAACGGUUAUGCUGUGUUUAAUCCAUGUGGGACAUCAUACUGGGAAGCUGUGGGACAUUAUGAUCCUAAUCACCAUACAAUAGACAAAAACCCAUUCGCUCAGGCCUUCGCCGCUGCUGGUCACGUGUGGACCGCUGACCUCUGUAAUGCCGACUCGGAUGGAGACGGCACGUCAAAUGGCGCGGAGUUAGGAGACCCGAACUGUGUCUGGACCGCGGGAGCUACACCUGAACGUUCAUCCACAGGUCAUCCUGGUAUUUGUGAGCCUGUUGGAUCCGGACCUUGUGCUUCCGUAGCUUUCAGAUGUGGGUGUCAUGGGCAUUCUUGCAUUGGUUGAAUUGAAUUCUAUGUUAGCCAUGUAUAAUUGUUUAUGUAAAUAAAUAAUUUUUUUUUGGAUAUUCGAAUUUGAUUUUGAAAACCAUUUGCCUGCGUGCUAUAAACCUGUACAAAUAAAAGUAGUCGAGAUCAU